AAAUAUUUAAAAACUAACGCUAAGUCCUCACGAAGCGGGUUGCACACUCGCUUGCCGUAGUUGCGGGCCCGCAGCCUUAAUGUAGAAUACAUAUUUAUGUAAAAAAUUAAAUCGCAUUUCACGACGCGUUUUACACGGCAUGAAAUGUAAUUUGACGCGGCUAUGCGAUUGUUUGCGGAUCCCGCUGCACCGGCGGGCAUCUUGUACCGGCGGGCACGGAUGGGGUCCCACAGCCGCGGCUGAUUGCUUCCGCGUGCUCUGCGGUCGGUUGGUGGGCAUAUUAGUAUGUAGCUGCCCGUAUUUCAAUUAUCAACCGCCAAAUAUGCAUGCGAAAAUCGCAACCGCGGCGGCGUAACCGCACAAAACUCCGGUCUCGAGUUUUUAAAAUAAAACUCCAAACCGCCACCGUGGGGGCGCGGCUGCUGACCGCAUCGUGAGUUCUUAGCAUAAGGCUUUCUAAAUUCAAUAAAAUAUUAACUGUCAACUUAUAAUUCCAACAAUUUUUUGAAAUAUAUCACUCUAUCGAAGAGAAAAGUCACAAGAGCUGGGAUUACCAAAUAAUGGCUCAAGAAGAUGAUGAGGAGGAUCUAGUCUUUAACGUUGAAGAGGUUCAAAAACUAGUAAGAGAUAACAUCGAAUUAUGUUUAGGUGGGAACAUUUACAGUCAUUCUCGGGCACCUCAGUGGAUAACUGUAAUCACAGAAAGAACUUUAGCGAGACUAACAAAGCUAAAUAAGCCUUUUAAAUACAUUAUGAGAAUGACUGUCACCCAGAAGAAUGGAUGUGGUCUGCAUACGGCAGCAGCAUAUUUUUGGGAUACCGCAACAGACGGAACGUGUACGGUGCGCUGGGAAAACAAGUAUAUGUACUGUAUUGUUAAUAUUUGGGGACUUGCAUUACAAUAAUAAUAGGACUUUGACUUGA
Messenger RNA from Pieris rapae (cabbage white), 924 nucleotides. RefSeq names its product dynein light chain Tctex-type 1. Gene Ontology annotation, cellular component: cytoplasmic dynein complex; cytoplasm. Bases 561 to 905 code for a protein of 114 amino acids. NCBI's taxonomy places the organism in Eukaryota, Metazoa, Arthropoda, Insecta, Lepidoptera, Pieridae. The transcript has 3 exons. The record is from RefSeq and is a predicted model, not a curated record. Gene Ontology annotation, biological process: microtubule-based movement. Gene Ontology annotation, molecular function: dynein intermediate chain binding.